CCAAAGAGCUUCCUUAACUCCGCAACCUACAGGUAAAUUAUGUCCGUCUCGUCUUCUUCAACAUCACGAACCUCAGCGAAAAUUUAUCUUGAGCGAUGUUUUCGUCGGAGACCAGCCAUGGAAGAUCUUGGCAGGACUUAUCCCCGCCGAGUAUCGGGAAGCGUCAAGAGCUUGCUUCUGAUCAAGAUGAUACCUCCUCUGCUACUGUGACCCAGGAGCUUUCAUCUCAAAUGCACAGGACUGCAAGCAUCGUCAAGCGGUUUCGUGCCAUCAUCCGUUCUCAUCGAUCAGUCAAGUCCUAUUACCACCGUACAAUCAUCAGUCGCUGUCCAUACUGUAAUUGCUCUUUGAGUAAUUCGGUGAUCAUUUCCGACUCGAUCAAGCCGAUCAAGCAUUCAUUCGUGACUGUCGAAAUGGUGGACAAUCUUCUGAGACACCACGAGAUUGUGUGAUACACUCGCAAUUGUGGCUUCCUACUCUAAUUUAUGGCACAAUGUCGGGUGAAAUCAUCCCAAACAGGAAGCUCCAUGUUAGGCUGCAAUUGAGUCAUCAGCUUCGAAAUUGGUA
This is a messenger RNA of Aureobasidium pullulans EXF-150, 567 nucleotides long. RefSeq lists its product as uncharacterized. The transcript is spliced from 2 exons. NCBI's taxonomy places the organism in Eukaryota, Fungi, Ascomycota, Dothideomycetes, Dothideales, Saccotheciaceae. The record is from RefSeq and is a predicted model, not a curated record. Bases 96 to 452 code for a protein of 118 amino acids.